This is a messenger RNA of Zeugodacus cucurbitae (melon fly), 1829 nucleotides long. RefSeq names its product D-2-hydroxyglutarate dehydrogenase, mitochondrial (gene D2hgdh). Lineage: Eukaryota; Metazoa; Arthropoda; Insecta; Diptera; Tephritidae. The record is from RefSeq and is a predicted model, not a curated record. The transcript is spliced from 8 exons. Bases 165 to 1664 code for a protein of 499 amino acids. Gene Ontology annotation, molecular function: catalytic activity; FAD binding. Gene Ontology annotation, cellular component: mitochondrion.
UGAUUUCACUACUUCACACAGCUGAGAUAGACAACAUUUGAAUGAAUGCGCAAAAUUUGCCACUAGUCGAACGCAGACAUUGAACGGUGUGACUUGCCUAUUGUUUUCGAGUUUGUUAAAAUAGUUGUGUGUGUGUGAUAUUUCGAAUACAAAAGGUGAAAAAAAUGUCGGCAACGGGACUGCUCAAGCUACGGCCGAAUGUCGUGAAAUCAUUUUUUAGAACAUACAAAGCCUCUGGCAUUCCGGAAUUGACGCAGGUGCGUCAUAAUGUGAAACGUGGCGAUUAUGCCAAACUAGAAGGCAAGGACAUAGCAUUCUUCGAGUCCAUUGUGGGCAAAAAUCAUCUUGUGCAAGAGGAUUUGCAGGGCUACAAUGUGGAUUUUCUGCGUAGUGUGCGGGGUGACAGUCAACUCGUCUUGCGUCCCAGCUCCACACAGGAAGUAUCCGCCAUAUUGAAAUACUGUAACGAACGGAAAUUAGCUGUUUGCCCACAAGGUGGCAACACCGGUUUGGUCGGUGGUUCGGUGCCGGUUUGUGACGAAAUUGUCUUGUCGCUGGCGCGUCUCGAUAAGAUUCUCCAUAUCGAUGAGAUCACUGGCAUAGCGGCUUGUGAAGCCGGUUGUAUUUUGGAGAACUUGGAUUUGAAGGCCCGCGAUUUGGGUUUGGUGGUGCCACUCGAUUUGGGCGCCAAGUCCAGCUGUCACAUUGGUGGAAAUGUGUCGACAAAUGCCGGCGGCUUGCGUGUGCUGCGCUAUGGCAACCUGCAUGGCAGCGUGCUGGGCGUGGAAGCGGUUCUUGCCAAUGGUGACGUGCUGGAUUUAAUGUCAGACUUCAAAAAGGAUAACACCGGCUAUCAUCUGAAACAUCUCUUUAUCGGCUCUGAGGGCACACUCGGUGUGGUGACCAAGGUUUCCAUGUUGUGUGCGCCACAGCCACAAGCUCAGCAUGUCGCCUUUUUGGGUCUACCCUCCUUCGAUGAUGUGCUUAAGACCUUCCGCAAUUCCCGACAAUUUUUGGGUGAAAUUCUCUCAUCUUGUGAAAUGGUCGAUGCCAGUUCCUUGGCUGCCAGUGUUAAUCACUUUAAACUCAACUCCCCAAUUGAAGGCUAUCCCUUCUACAUGUUGAUCGAGACUUCCGGCAGCAAUGCUGAGCAUGAUAUGGAGAAAUUCAAUCGUUUCCUCGAAAAUGGCAUGGAGAAGGGCGAAAUCAUUGACGGCACCAUCACCGGAGAAGUGGGUAAAAUGCAAGAGAUCUGGAAGUUGCGCGAACUGGUGCCCGUUGCGUUGGCGGAGGAUGGCUUCUGCUUCAAAUAUGAUAUCUCCUUGCCGCUGCGUGAAUUCUAUCACAUUGUCGAGGUGAUGCAAGAACGUGUGGGAAAUUUGGCGACACGGGUUUGCGGUUAUGGACAUUUGGGUGAUUCCAAUUUACAUUUGAAUAUUUGCUGUCCCGAAUUCACACAAGAGAUCUACAAAUGCAUUGAACCCUACGUCUAUGAGUACACGUCGCAAGUGAAGGGCAGCAUUAGCGCAGAACAUGGCAUCGGUUUCUUGAAGAAGAACUAUUUGAAAUACAGUAAAAGUCCAGCGGCCAUUUCGAAAAUGCGUGAGAUGAAGCAACUUUUGGAUCCCAAAGGCAUCUUGAACCCAUACAAAGUGCUGAACUGAGUUGUGAUUUCUUAAACGACACUGAUGACCUUUAACCUCUUAUAUUUAAAUAAUAUAAUAUAAAUAUAAUGUUAUACAUAAAUGUUACAUGAAACAUUGUCAUAUAUACUUUAGAUAAGUUUCAAUUUUAAAGUUUCCUAAAAAUAAAACUUGUUUCAAAAUGUG